Molecule: messenger RNA, 588 nt
Organism: Plasmodium malariae
Lineage: Eukaryota; Apicomplexa; Aconoidasida; Haemosporida; Plasmodiidae
Source: the annotation of a RefSeq genome assembly
AAACAUGUUAUAUUUGAAUAUUUUGAACAAGAUGUUCAAUCUCAUUAUUUAACAAAAACAUUUCCAUCAUCAUCUUCUUUAAAAGGAAAGCAUGAUAAUUUAUAUAAAAUUGGUUGUAUUAUUGAUUAUAAUUAUAGAAAUAAAUAUGUAUGGGUUCCAUUAGUGGAAGCACGUUAUACUUCUAUUGAUACCGAGUACUGUAGUUUACUGAAUGAAUGGAUAAACAAAGAUUUAAUUAUGAAAGUAGAACAAAAUUAUGGGAAGACCGCAUUUAGAAAUUGUGCAAGCAUUGAGAAAAGCAUACAGGUACAGAUUAUUCGUGUAACAGAAGUACAACUAUUUAUAGUAGUUCUGUUUCACCUGAAUUAAAAACUGCUUUCUCCGGGGGUUUUACACUUCUGGGAACAUUUCUUAUUACAUUUUGUCUUUGUUUUAAGGAAUUACAAGUUUAUUCCCAUCGGAUAUUGGAUUCACAAUAUUCUUAAUAAGGAAAAAAGAAUAAUAGAGAGAUUAGUUCCAGAAGAUUCAUGCGAAUUAAUAAAAAUAUCAUUGAAUAUGGUACUUCAUAUUCCAAAAACGAAGAAUUAG